Molecule: messenger RNA, 1680 nt
Organism: Arthroderma uncinatum
Lineage: Eukaryota; Fungi; Ascomycota; Eurotiomycetes; Onygenales; Arthrodermataceae
Product: putative Cytochrome P450 monooxygenase
Exons: 5
Coding region: 1-1680 (559 amino acids)
Molecular function (GO): heme binding; oxidoreductase activity, acting on paired donors, with incorporation or reduction of molecular oxygen; iron ion binding
Source: RefSeq, a predicted model, not a curated record
AUGGCGACGAUGACGGCGCUGGCUGUCGCCGCUGCUGUCGGCCUGCUCUGUCACUGGCAGCUCUUCAGUCGCGGCGAGUGGGAGAAACAUACGCCCGCCGUCGCUGCUGUCUACUUCAUCGCGGCCGUGGGCUUGCUCGCCGGUCUACUUCUGCGGCUGUCUCUCUACGACUCGCUCGCGACGCUGGCAGCGCUCUCGUCUUCGCAUCUCGCGGCCCUGUUCGCCAGCAUCUGCCUCUACCGGCUCUGUUUCCAUGCGCUGAAGCAGUUUCCAGGGCCCGUCGUUGCCAAACUGUCGGGCUUUUGGUCUGUUGGAUGCGCGCUGCCACAGUUCAAGUUCCACGAAGCCGUCCAGGGCCUUCACCGAGAACACGGCGACUUUGUCCGUAUCAGACCGCGUGAGAUCUCGGUCAACAAUGUCGCUGCCGUGCGUGAUAUCCAUGGCUUCGGCUCAGUGUGUCUCAAGGGACCCUUCUACGAUCUCAACUAUCCGUCCAGGUCUCUGCAGAUGACGCGAGACAAGGCCUUUCAUACGAAGAGACGGCGCACCUGGGACCGCGGGUUCAGUCCAAAAGCACUGAGCGAGUAUGAACCUCGCGUGUUCCAGCACUGCUCAGACUUGGUCAAGCAGCUCUCUAGCCUGGAGGGAACGCCAGUCGACAUUGGCAAGUGGUUCAAGUACUUUGGUUUUGAUGUCAUGGGCGAUCUCAGCUUCGGACGCUCGUUCGACAUGCUCAGGUCCGGCAGCCCUCACUUUCUCUUUGGCAUGAUGGAAGCCGGCAAGCCAGUCGUCGGCACCCUCAUCGGUGUCCCCUGGCUCUUCAUCCUCUUUCAAAAGUUGCCCGGCAUCAGUCGUGUUCGCGCGAACUGGAUCUCCUGGUGCGGCAAGCAGCUGGGCACGACGCGGCUGGACUUGUUCUCCUACAUCCUGGGCAACGAUCUUAAUGAACAGGUCAACGACGGCGAUCUGACUUACGAUGCCGAACUGGCCAUCGUAGCUGGCAGCGAGACGACCGCACUCAACCUCACUACAGUGCUCUACCUGCUCGCCCUGCACCCGCACCAGAAGAAGGCUCUGCAGGCAGAGAUCGACCAGCUGGUACCGACCAUCGACCAGCUCUCGCACCAAAAAUUGGCCGGCAGCCCCGUCCUCGAAGGCUGCAUCAACGAAGCACUGCGCCUAUACCCUCCUGUGCCCAGCGGCGUGCAACGUCUUACCCCACCCCAGGGCGCCAUGAUUGCAGAUAGAUGGAUUCCUGGAGACACGAUCGUCUCGACUCCCACCUACUCCCUCCAUCGCGAUAGCAGAUACUUCGUCCAGCCCGCUAAUUUCAUCCCCGAACGCUGGUCUUCCAAGCCUGACCUGAUCAUCCGGAAGGAUGCAUUCAAUCCCUUUCUGGCAGGCAAAUAUUCCUGCGCCGGACGUCCGCUGGCAAUGAUGGAGAUGCGCAUGCUCCUGGCCAUGGUCGUCAGGCUGUUUGACUUCAACUUCCCAAAGGAGAGUCGCGUGGGCGCUGACAAGCUCUACGACGGCAAGGGCGGGUUCAGAGACUACUUUACGGCAGACGCACCAACCGUUCCCCUGGUUUUCACCAAGCGUUCCCUUGAUAGAGCCAACGGCCUUGACAGAGCGAAUGGCUUUGACCGAGCCAAUGGUCUUGAUCGAGCCAAUAGAGCUUGA